AUGGAAUCCGGUAAAAUCCCAAACAAAUUUCUCGGAGUAAGAAACAACAAGAUCUACAUGGACCUAAAGCUCAUAAUCCGUGAACACGCCCUCCAAUUCCUCCCCGCAAAAUCCCUCUUCAAAUUCCGAGGCGUCUGUCGCGAUUGGAAACUCAUAAUCUCAACUCCAUUUUUCGCCCACAACCAAUCCCUCUCAUUCCGUUCCCUUUCCGGUCUCUUCCUCCAAACCCCCGGAACCCCCUCAACCUUCGUUUCCCUCGACCCCAAUUCCGCCGGAAUCCCCGAUCCCGCCCUCAAAUUCCUCCCCGCCCCCACCAACAUCCUCGCCUCCUCCAACGGCCUCCUUUGUUGCCAAGCUCUCAGUGGCGACCGUGCGUACUACAUCUGCAACCCUGUCACCUCCCAAUUCAAAAAACUCCCGAAACCGAGCUUCGACCACGGGCGGGACCCGGCCGUCGUUCUCAUCUUCAACCCCUCUCUCCUCAACUUCGUAGCGGAAUUCACCCUCGUCUGCGCAUUCCGUUCCGCCGACUUCGACGACGGAACGGAAUUCGAAAUCUAUUCCUCGAAAACCGACACGUGGACCGUCUCGGGCGAAAUCAAUUUCGCCGCGAAGAAACUCGUCCCGAAAUCAGGCGUCACGGUGAACGACUGCGCGUAUUGGCAAACGUACAACGGUGGGAUUUUAGCGUUUGAUUUGGUUAAGAACCGGUCUCAAGUGAUACACGGGUGUCACUACGGUGGGGCCGGGUGUUUAGGGGAGAUGAAUGGGAAGCUUUGCAAUGGACAUGUGAAUGGGCAUACGAUGAUUGUGAGUGUGAUUUCGAAUAUUUACUCGAAUACGAUGCAAAUGAGUAGUCACGCGAGGUUAUGGGAUGAUAAAGUGAGGAUUCAAUUGAGUAAUGAGGUUUUUGAUGGAAGUGUGAAUGAUGAUUUGUUUUCGGUUUUGCAUGUGGAGAGUGAUUUUGCGUUGGUUUUGGGGAGACGGAAUGUUUAUCGGUUUGAUUUGAAGACAAAAGAGAUUAAGUUUGUGGUUGAGGCUGCGCAGUUUGAUCGGAAGGGGAAAGGGAUACCAUACGUGAAUAGUCUUGUCGCGCUUUGA
This is a messenger RNA of Lactuca virosa, 1101 nucleotides long. NCBI's taxonomy places the organism in Eukaryota, Viridiplantae, Streptophyta, Magnoliopsida, Asterales, Asteraceae. The record is from the annotation of a GenBank genome assembly.